Molecule: messenger RNA, 2346 nt
Organism: Rotaria sp. Silwood1
Lineage: Eukaryota; Metazoa; Rotifera; Eurotatoria; Philodinida; Philodinidae
Source: the annotation of a GenBank genome assembly
AUGAUCACACGUGUGCCAUCUUGUGCAUUACUAUUAACGAUUGUUUUACUCAUCAACGAGAAGACAUGGAUUGCCAAAGCUGAUUUACAUAAUGAUUCGAGUCCUCUCUCAGUUGGUACAUUAACAUUUACGCAAGCAAAUGUGGUUGGAUCACCAGUUCGUGUUACUGGUACUUUAACAAAUUUAGAGCCCAACACCCGAUAUCAUGGAUUUCAUGUACACAUGUUUGCCUUACCCGAUGACAUAUGGGAUUGUUCUCAAGCUGGAGCUCAUUGGAAUCCUUAUGCUUCAACUAUUAGUCCAGUGACACGUGUUCUCUGGCCGUUCGAUUUGAAUACCAACGAUUUGAAUAAUAUUUACAAGAGUGAUCCGGUGAAUAGUCCAUCAUAUGUACCAUCACCGGUGAGCCAAACAGCUAUUCAUCUUCGAUCAUCGCUACAACAAUCGGUGACAAUCAUUCAACCAUUCUUGAAUUUUGCUCGUAUUUCAUUUACGGUGAAAUGUUGGAUCUAUCCGACAUCGUUAUCUGUCUAUGACAAUACCAUUCUCUCGCAAUGUCAAAAUCAACCAACACGAAUUUGUCUACAAUUGGGUCUACGAAAUGCGACCCUCUUUAUGGGAUUAUUUGAAGACUAUUUAAAAGGCAAAACAGUACUGAAAGCAAACAAUUGGUAUCAUGUAGCAUAUGUUUUCGAUGCAGCAUCACUUCAACAAGCAGUUUAUCUGAAUGGUAAACAAGAUGCCAUGAGAAAAGCAUCGAAUAGUUAUCAAGGUACAGAAGGUAUUCUGACUAUUGGAACAUCGAAAAGUAGUCGAAUACAUCAAACUUAUUUCGACGGUUACAUCGAUCAACUUUCGUUUGUAUCACUAGUUAAAAGUGUCGAUGAAAUCUGGCGUGAUGCCACUACUAUUAAUAUUCCAUCAGUAAAUUGUGAUGCUCAAAUGGCAAUUAUUCAACAACAAGCAAAAACAAUCGAACAACAAAUUUUGACGACAAAUAACCUCUGGCAAUCAAGUAUGGAAACUGUAUCAUCUAUAUGGGAACAACAGCAUCAAGGAAUUUACGAUGUCAGUCCUCCAUCUGGUAUUCACAUUUGGAAACGGACUGAAACUUCAAUAUAUGAUUUUAGGCCUCCGAAUAAACUUUGGUGCCCUUGGCGAGCAGACUGUACGCAAGUUCUAGAUCAAAAUGGCCAAAUGACCAUUGAAAUGGAUCAGAUGGAGCCUCUACCAUUUGAGUUACGUGCAUCAAUCAGCAAUAAUCCAACCAAUGACACUUAUGUAGUUCAUCUUUAUCUCGAUCAUCAUCGAGCACAGAUCAGUAAAACAGUCAAUGGACAAAAAAUGAUUAUUAAUCAGACGAACGACUAUGAUUGUGUUUUAUAUAAUGAAAAAGUUCGCGGCAAUUAUUGGUUGAGUAUCGAUUAUUCGAAUUUGUUUGUCAAAUAUGGUCAAGGUGAAGUACGAGAUCGAUGUACAGUGCUUAGAAGUGAUAUUCCAAGCAAUGAAAGCAAUCAUGUACGACAAAUUCAAUUUGUUCAUAUCUCACUUAACAACAGUCGUGACAUAGCUAAAUUGAAACAGUUUGAAUACAAAGUUAAAUUAAAAUUGGGUCGAAAUCCAGUGGUCUACGAUCCGCCAUUGAUUGUCGUUUCGCCGAAGAAUUAUGAUUUGAAUGACUAUCGAGACAAGGCAACGAUACCAGUGACAAGACUAGAUCCACCUUGUCAAGCUCUGUAUCAUGAUGUGAUUCAUUGGCGAUUUCAAGAUGACGAAUUUCCGCAUCUUUUUGAGGCGAUUGAGCAAAGUGUUCGAAAUGAGUCAGGCUGGUGUCGUAAAAGAUUAAUCGAAAAAGCCAAUCGAUUCGGGAAGUCGAAUAUUUUAGCUACUUAUUUAAGAAUCACCGUUGGACUUAAUCGAGGCACGUCACCUGGUGUUCCUUUCGUCGUGGAAAUUUGGCCACCUGGUCACUACAGCCCGAUUCAUGCGCACGCCAAUACUUAUGGCAUUAUCCGAGUAUUGAACGGUGCGAUUAAUGUGAAACUUUAUCAAACAUUGUAUGUGAAACGACAGAAACCUUUCUACCAAAUUAACAUUGCCACAGGUCAAGUUACUUGGCUUUCCCCUGGUUUAAAUCAAAUUCAUAAAUUAGAGAACAUAACACCCAAUCAAACAUGUAUUACUAUUCAAGCUUACGAAUAUAGAAGUGAUGAAGUGAGUAACUAUGAAUUUUUUGACUAUAUUAACAAUGAUGGGAACGAGAUCCGUCGAUUUGAUCCCGUAUCUGAUAUAGAUUAUUUUCAAUUCAAAAAGAUCAUGAUGGACGAAUGGAAUAACAAACUUUGA